GUUUUAAUCUCGUACAGUAGCGUAGAGGCGGGCGGGACCUCACUCAUACAGCAGACAUGCGCGGGAGCACAGCGGGGCUCGCUGAUACGCUCGCAAGUGGUUCGCGAGCAUACACCGCACUCCUCGAAUGCGUGGACGUGAUAUUCGCGAGCGUGGUUGUGGCGCCCGCGGUGGUCGCCUACUGGAAGUCGACAUGGUCGCUGAUGGACCUGUAUGUAUUGCCGGAGAGUCCGGUGGCGAGCGCGGCUGCGUGCGUCACGUUCGGUUUCUGCGUGGACUUCUUUAUGUGCGUGUUCCAAACGCAACUGAGCAAGCAUUUGAGCCCGGAUAAAGGACGGUUGACUUACUACGUGCUGUCGAGGUCGUGCUCAUGUUUGGCUGGGGUGGCGUGCGUCGGGGGUUGGCGGGGCGCUUGGAACUUGUUUAACGAGUGUACUGGAGACAGCGCGCGCACGUUACUGUCCACCACCGCGGCUGCGACGCUGUCGCUGGCUGCGCUGAGAGCGUUGCGCAACAUCUGUGCCGUGCCAUUCGCAGUAGCGGUUGAUUCGCCGCAGGACUUUUUCUAUGUGCCGACUAUGUUCCGUACGAGUACCAGAGAGACUGCAUUUUAUAUUCUGGACUGCGUGUUCUCCGUGGCUGUGGUCGGUUCGCUGGUUGUCUUCGUAUGGAGAGGAUCUUGGGCCCUACUAGACAUAUUCUUAUUCCCUGAUGACCAGGUCAAGUCCUAUUGGACCUCAUUGAUCGUCGGUUACUCCGUGGUGAUCGCAACGUUUUCCCUGCAGGCGCCCAUAAGAUGGGUGACCGCUCGAUUGCACGGUGCCCCUCGACUGUUACUUGCUGACGUCUACCACCUGAUCUCCUUCGUUGCCACCGUCAACGUCUGGCGUGGUUUCUGGGGCAUGCUCGAUGUUUAUUUAUUUCCUGAAUCACCAAAAUUCAGCAACUGGUGCACGCACAUCGUUAGUAUAGUGCUCCUGAUGUUACUCAACUGUUCGAACUCGGUGCUGGUGCGAGGUGUGUACAUCGAUGCCGAAGAGCCAGCAGGCGAAUGCGUUGUGUUCCCAUGCCAUUAUCUCAGGCUUUUCUUCCAUAAAGAGAGAACGAAGAAGAGACACAAGCGGGCCCUGGCAACUGCCGCGGCAAGAAAAACAGAAGAAUCUAGUGUACCUUUACAAAAUCCAGAAGAGAAAGUUUAGUAGAUGGAUUCGUUUUCAGUUAACAGUUCGAAGUGCUGUAGACUUAUGUUGUUGUUGUUUCGUUGUAAUGGGGCACCCCAGUGAUUGCAUUUGAUGUGUGCAAGAUUGUUGUUCUUCUUGUUCAUUUCUAGCUCAGAAAUAAAUGAAAUCAGUAUAGAGAAAAAUCGACAUUCCACAUAAUCUUGCUACGAUAUGCAUAUGGACAUCCAAAUUGCUCCUUUUUUGCUAUAAGAAGUUGUAUAUGGCUGGUCUUAUUCUAGCUACCUCAAUACUACCAAGAACGUGAACAUGAUAACCUGGAGGUUUACUCGUAAAUAGAUUCGCGUUAAUCUGCGUUAAUAUAGCCAGUUUUUACAUUCCUAAACAAAUAAUAUCAUGUAGCGAAAAAUCGAAAACAAUUUAAUAGAGUAGUAGUUUUGAUACAAAGUCUACUAAAAAGUACUAUACUAAAUGACCAUAGAAUCUAUUAAACAUGAAAGUUUGUUAAAACUUCGAAAGACUUUUUUACAGUUAUACGAAGCUAUUUAUUCAAAUAAGACAACAGUAUUUUUUUCUAUAUCGGAGCUUGGCAAAUUUUUGUGUACCUUUCCGAAUUAUUUGUCACCGAGAAUAGAUUAGGUUUAAACGUUAUAAUGAAUUAUGUAUACUUAAAGAAACUAUCUUUUAUUAUUUUAUAAAAAUGCUAUUUUUAGUGUCGAAUGGAUUGUCUCGUUUGUUCUAAGUCAUUCUUUAUACUUUACAAGGUAUUUAAGAUUUAUUUUUAGCUGAUGUAAAUAAAAUCUUUAGUAGUUAAGUGAAUAAACAUCGCCAAUUGUAAUUAUAUUAAUAAACGAUUUCAGUAAUGUUUAAAUGAAGUUUUAUUAAUACUCAUUAAAACUGCGGCUAUAUCAAUUUACGAAUAAAGUUAAGACACGUU
Molecule: messenger RNA, 2115 nt
Organism: Diatraea saccharalis (sugarcane borer)
Lineage: Eukaryota; Metazoa; Arthropoda; Insecta; Lepidoptera; Crambidae
Source: the annotation of a GenBank genome assembly